Arachis ipaensis is the source of this 1269-nucleotide messenger RNA. NCBI's taxonomy places the organism in Eukaryota, Viridiplantae, Streptophyta, Magnoliopsida, Fabales, Fabaceae. The record is from RefSeq and is a predicted model, not a curated record.
AUGGUAUCAGAGCGAGAAGAUCCAACUAUGGCAGAUAAUUUAGCUAAUCCGAAUGCAAGCCCUUCAUCAAAUUCCGCUGCAGAUUUUGAGAAUUUCACCGCUUUCAUGCGUCAAUUCUCUCAAUUCCAGGCACAUCUUGGCAGAUUUAGUUCCUCUUCUGCAAUUUCUGAUCCGAUUAGCCAUUAUUUUCUUCAUCCAGGAGAAAGUCCUGGUUUGGCCCUAAUUCCACUUAAGUUGACACCUCAAAAUUAUUAUCAGUGGUCGCACGAUAUGUGGAGAGCACUCAGAUCGAAGAACAAGGUGAAAUUCCUCGAUGGAUCCAUUCUAAAACCAGGUGAAGGUGAUCCUAAUUUUGAAGCAUGGGAUAGGUGUAACAAUUUUCUCCUCUCCUGGAUCAACCUCUCUCUCAGCCCUGAAAUCGCUAAGAGCGUGAUGCGGAUUAGCUCAGCUCCAAACUUGUGGAAUGAUUUAAAACGUCGUUACUCACAGGGAGAUGUCUUUCAAGUUGGUACGUUAAAAGAAGAAUUUUAUGCACUCAAACAAGGUGAUCUUACUGUUACCUCUUACUUUGCUAUGUUGAAAGCUAUUUGGGAAGAAUUAGAAAAUUUACGUGCUAUUCCUAGUUGUGUUGCUUGUGUUAAUGGAUGUUUAUGUGGAUUACAAAUUGUUCGAGACUAUGCUUCUGAGGAAUAUGUUGUCAAAUUCUUAAAAGGAUUGAAUGAGCAAUAUUCAAAUGUUAAAUCACAAAUCAUGUUAAUAAAGCCGUUACCUGAAAUCAACACAAGGUGCAAAACUCAACUGGAGGCGGUUCAUUUUCUGGAAGAGGUACAGUUUGUGGUGGUUCAUUUUCUGGAAGAGGCAGAGGACGUGGACGAAAUUCCGGCAGAGGAUUCAAGGUCGUCCUCAGAAGCAGAAUAUCGCGCCCUUGCUAAUGGCACUUGUGAACUCGUUUGGUUACUCAAACUACUAAAAGAAUUCAACAUUCUUCCUCCUCUUCCGGUUGAUAUCUUCUGUGAUAAUAAAUCUGCUAUCUAUAUUGCUUCAAAUCCUGUCUUUCAUGAAAGAACCAAGCAUGUUGAGGUUGAUUGUCAUGUGGCUCGAAACAAGUUCAAAGAAGGGGUUUCUAAUCUUAGGCACGUUGUCUCCAGUGAACAACCGGCUGAUCUAUUCACUAAAUCCCUUCCUCCAGGACCAUUCUCUCAUUUGCUUUCCAAGCUGGGAUUACUUGAUUUGCACAAACCACGUAAUACCAGCUUGCGGGGGAUGUAA